CCUUGUGAGGACUUCAGCCAACACCAACAGCCAAGAUGAGAGAGUGGGCUUACAAGAAUCAAAUGAAAAUGUCUUUCUUCUUAUCCAAGUCACGCUCUAUGGAGUCAAGCAACGUACAUMCCUGAGAAAUAACAGCAGUUUAUGGAAAAUACCGGAUUUUGCCUCUGAAGAUUUGACUUGCCUAUUUUGGGAAAGCCUCUCUCCACCACUCUUGAGGUAUAGAGGAGACAUGGCCAGCAACUCGUUCCGUGAGUCGAAGCGUGGUAGACAUGCACAGGCCAACCAUGAUGUUGGAGAUUUCAACUGCUCGCUCAAGGAGCUGCGCUCCCUCAUGGAACUCAGGGGACCUGAGGGAAUAACUAGAAUCCAAGAAUGUUACGGAGAUGUCCAAGGACUCUGUACCAGACUGAAAACAUCACCUAUUGAUGGGUUAGGAGGGCAUGCUGACGACAUCGCCAGAAGGAAAGAGGAGUUUGGACAGAACGUUAUACCUCCAAAAAAGCCAAAAACAUUUCUUCAGUUAGUGUGGGAAGCGUUGCAAGAUGUGACACUAAUUAUCCUAGAAGUGGCAGCCAUCAUUUCAUUAGGCCUUUCUUUUUAUAGACCUCCAGAUGCCGAAAGAGAAAAUUGUGGAAAGGCAGCGGGAGGAGUGGAGGAUGAGGGGGAGGCAGACGCGGGCUGGAUUGAGGGUGCAGCCAUCCUCCUGUCCGUCGUCUGUGUGGUCCUGGUGACAGCGUUCAACGACUGGAGUAAAGAGAAGCAGUUCCGCGGGCUGCAGAGCCGUAUUGAACAGGAGCAGAAGUUUACGGUGGUCCGCGGAGGCCAAGUCAUCCAGAUCCACGUGGCUGAGAUCGUCGUCGGCGAUGUUGCACAAGUGAAAUACGGUGACCUUCUUCCUGCUGAUGGUGUAUUGAUCCAGGGAAAUGAUUUGAAAAUCGAUGAAAGCUCUCUCACCGGUGAAUCUGACCAUGUCAAGAAGACAUUGGACAACGAUCCCAUGCUGCUGUCAGGUACCCACGUCAUGGAGGGUUCUGGGAAGAUAUUGAUCACAGCAGUAGGUGUCAACUCCCAGACCGGCAUCAUUUUCACACUACUUGGAGCCGAGGAAGACGAAGAUGACGAUGAGGACGAAAAGGCGGAGAAGGAAAGGAAAAAGAGGGAGAAAGAGGAGAAGAAGAAAGAGAAUGAGAGGAAAAAGAAAGAGAAGAAAGAAAAGAAGGACAAGAAAGACAAACUGGACAAGAAAAAUAAGAAAGACGAGAAAAACAAGAAAGGUAAGUCUAAGGGUGGUGCAGGCGUGGAGAUGCAGCCCCUAAACUGUGACGACGGAGGAGAGGAGAAGAAGAAAGCUAACCUACCAAAGAAGGAAAAGUCUGUGCUCCAGGGGAAGUUGACCAAAUUAGCGGUGCAGAUUGGCAAAGCAGGCCUGUUCAUGUCGGGAUUGACAGUAAUCAUCCUGAUAACUCUGUUUAUGGUGGACACUUUCUGGAUCCAGGGCCUACCGUGGGUCGCGGACUGCACACCCAUCUACAUCCAGUUCUUCGUCAAGUUCUUCAUCAUCGGCGUCACCGUGCUGGUGGUGGCCGUCCCCGAGGGUCUUCCCCUGGCCGUCACCAUCUCCCUGGCCUACUCUGUCAAAAAAAUGAUGAAAGACAACAACCUGGUGAGGCACCUGGAUGCCUGUGAAACCAUGGGCAACGCCACAGCCAUCUGCUCUGACAAAACGGGGACAUUAACCAUGAACAGGAUGACCGUGGUCCAGGCUUAUCUGGGAGACAGGCACUACAGGGUGGUUCCUGAGCCUGACCUCAUCCCAGGCAAAGUCUUGAACCUGCUCAUUAUGGGCAUCGGAGUCAACUGUGCUUACACUUCCAAGAUCAUGUCUCCUGAGAAGGAGGGCGGGCUGCCGCGCCAAGUGGGCAACAAGACUGAAUGUGCCUUGCUGGGCUUUGCCUUGGAUCUGAGACGGGACUAUAUGACCAUCCGCAAUGAGAUCCCAGAGGAGAAGCUCUUCAAGGUCUACACCUUCAACUCAGUCAGGAAGUCCAUGAGCACGGUGCUAAAGAACGCAGAUGGGAGCUACCGCAUGUUCAGCAAAGGAGCAUCAGAGAUCCUCCUGAAGAAGUGUUGUAAGAUCAUGACAGCCAAUGGGGAGGCUAAGGUCUUCAAGUCCAGGGACAGAGAUGACGUGGUGAAGAAGGUGAUCGAGCCCAUGGCCUCCGAGGGCCUCAGGACCAUCUGCCUGGCCUACAGGGACUUCCCCCCUGCCGACGGCGAGCCUGACUGGGAAAACGAAACUGACAUCCUCACCAGCCUCACCUGUUUGUGUGUGGUGGGCAUCGAGGACCCCGUACGGCCAGAGGUCCCUGACGCCAUUAAGAGGUGUCAGCGCGCUGGCAUCACGGUGCGCAUGGUCACAGGGGACAACAUCAACACGGCUCGGGCCAUCGCUAGCAAAUGUGGCAUACUGCAGCCCGGAGAUGACUUCCUCUGUAUAGACGGCAAAGAAUUCAACCGACGAAUUAGAAACGAACUGGGAGAGAUUGAGCAGGAGCGCAUUGAUAAGAUUUGGCCCAAACUCCGUGUGCUUGCAAGAUCCUCACCCACUGACAAACAUACCUUAGUGAAAGGUAUAAUGGAUAGCACUGUACAAGAACCAAGACAAGUUGUUGCUGUAACAGGAGAUGGUACUAAUGACGGCCCUGCCUUGAAGAAAGCUGAUGUUGGAUUUGCCAUGGGCAUUGCAGGCACGGAUGUGGCCAAAGAGGCCUCAGACAUCAUCCUGACAGAUGACAACUUCAGCAGCAUCGUCAAGGCGGUGAUGUGGGGACGGAACGUCUACGAUAGCAUCUCCAAGUUUCUCCAAUUCCAGCUGACGGUUAAUGUGGUGGCUGUCAUUGUGGCCUUCACUGGAGCCUGCAUCACACAGGACUCUCCUCUCAAAGCUGUCCAGAUGCUGUGGGUGAACCUGAUCAUGGACACCUUUGCCUCGCUGGCCCUGGCCACUGAGCCCCCAACUGAGUCUCUCCUGCUGAGGAAGCCGUACGGCCGCAACAAGCCCCUCAUCUCUCGAACCAUGAUGAAGAAUAUCCUGGGCCAYGCCGUCUACCAGCUCACCAUCAUCUUCACUCUGCUGUUCGCCGGGGAGCAGAUGUUCGACAUUGACAGUGGGCGGUACGCGCCACUCCACGCCCCUCCCUCAGAACAUUACACAAUUGUCUUCAACACCUUCGUCAUGAUGCAACUCUUCAACGAGAUCAACGCCCGCAAGAUCCACGGCGAGCGCAACGUCUUUGACGGCAUCUUCAAAAACAUGAUCUUCUGCUCCAUUGUGUUCGGAACGUUCGUCAUCCAGAUUGUGAUAGUGCAGUUUGGAGGGAAACCUUUCAGCUGUGUGUGCCUCACCAUCGACCAAUGGCUCUGGUGUGUCUUCUUGGGCUUUGGAUGUCUACUGUGGGGCCAGGUGGUCACCACUGUCCCCACCAGCCGGCUGAAGUUCCUGAAGUCUGCAGGCCAUGGCACGCAGCAGGAGGAGAUCCCUGAGGAGGAGCUGGAGGAGAUGGAGGACCUAGACGAGAUCGACCAUGCUGAGAUGGAGAUGAGRAGGGGACAGGUCCUCUGGUGCAGAGGUCUAGGCAGGAUCCAGACUCAGAUCCGUGUAGUGAAUGCCUUCCGAGACACUAUGUCCCCCUACGAGGGCCUGGAGACCCCAGAGUCCCGCAACUCCAUCCACAACUUCAUGACAACCCCAGAGUUCAGGAUAGAAGACUCAGAGCCACAGAUCCCACUCAUCGACGACACAGAGGGGGAGGAUGAUGCUCCCACCAAGCGCAACGCUGCRCAGACUCUGCCCCCACACUCCAAGCUGGCCACCCUCCCGUCCUCGCCCAACCAGAACAAUAACGCUGUGGACAUGGUCAUCCCCCUCCACAAGGAGAGCCCAAAGAUUAGCGGGAAUCCUGAGAGUGCUGUGCUUCCGGCGUGCCCUGGGAGCCCGCUGAACAGCCUGGAGACCUCCCUCUGAGCUGGACUGUAGUACCAGUAAUGGCCCACUGACCUCAGCCCACUUAACAAUACCAAGAAGUGGGGAGAGGAGGCUUCUAGAAGUUUUGGUUUGGACUGGAGUUGAGGACAUCAGAUAUUUCAGAUUUUAUGGUCUUGUAUCGAUGGAGGGGUGCACAUUUUGAGUGAAAGAAUAUAUAGACUACGUUUUAAAAAAGUAAUUGAAUGAACAGGGAGGCUGGGACGCAUUGCUGUACAUCAGCAAUACUUCUAAAGAAUUAAUGCAUUGGCUAUGUAUAUUUUUACKAUUUCAUUCAUGUUGUGAAAGCAGACCUGUUUACACAUUUGUAAAACUUUGAUUGUCUGUGAAAGACCUACGUAAUAACAUGUACAACGUGGGGCUGUGAAAUUAAAAAWAUAUAUACUGUAUUUUAGAUAUUGCUGUUUUUUUUAGGAGAAAACAGGUUUCUAUUGAAACUGAACUAUUUUGCCUGCAAGUUCUAUUUGGUAUGUAUUUUGCUAGGUACAUAGAAAUAUCUAGCAAAAUAGGAAGACUUGUGUAGAAACUUGUGUAAGAAAGUGGUUUUAUGGUCUUUUAGGAGAGGUUAGAAUAACUGGAAAACAGCCACAAAUAUCCAUGUACACAAUUCCACACUGUAAAUAUUCACUCUGUUCCCAAUCAUUCCAAAACUACAUUUCAUGUUUACUGGAAAGUGGAGCUUCCAUUUGUCACUAGUGCUAUAAAUCUAGACCACAGAUGAUA
Molecule: messenger RNA, 4765 nt
Organism: Salvelinus sp. IW2-2015
Lineage: Eukaryota; Metazoa; Chordata; Actinopteri; Salmoniformes; Salmonidae
Product: plasma membrane calcium-transporting ATPase 1-like
Biological process (GO): regulation of cytosolic calcium ion concentration; calcium ion transmembrane transport
Cellular component (GO): plasma membrane; intracellular membrane-bounded organelle
Molecular function (GO): P-type calcium transporter activity; PDZ domain binding; ATP hydrolysis activity
Source: RefSeq, a predicted model, not a curated record